UAAAGAAGUGUAGAAGUCAACUCACGUUAUAGUUUAUUGUUCGCAAUAGUUUAAGGAUCAACCCAAAGCAAAAUCCUGGUGAUUAAGACCGAACGUACACAUAUGAUAUCAACGGAAUAGUCACCAGAUACUACGGCAGAAAAGAAGAAGGAAAAACGAUGCUGACAAAUAGGAACAUUACCGAUAAAAUGAACCGUCAGUUUUAUCAGAUCAAGAAAAAAUGGACCCCCAGUUCAGGCCUCAGUGAGACCGGCUCUGAUAGGAAAUGGAACUAACAGCGCAUGACAACAUUCUCUAUUUUGGAAAAUCGCUCUGAUUUCUUCGCGGACAGUGACGAGUAUCACCACAAGAGUUUCAAGAAGCGAUGCCUAAUCUUCCUCAUCAUUAUGUUUAUCUUUGCUCUGUUAGCUGCUGCUAUAGUACCUGCCGUUCUCCUAACGAAGAAAAAAGACUCUGACGACUCUCCGGACGUGCUGGCAAGGGUAGACAUGCAAACGAAAAUCACCAAUUUCAACUUCACGCUCGGGCUGAAUGACAACACCUCAGAUGAAUACUACAACUUCACACAUUCCUUCUGUGAUCAGAUAAUUGCCAAAAUGACAGAGAAUAACGAGGACAAAAACUUCGUCAAAGAUUUAAUUGGUUGUACAGUUUGGUCUCUCAGUCCUGGAAGCGUUGUUGUGAAAUUCACUGUGGUGAUUAGUCACGAAGGGAACAAAGGGUCCCCAACCUCGGCUGAAAUAAAGAUACUGGUCGGCGUUGAUGGAGGGAACACUGGGACCGUCGAACUCGGAAUAUACACUAUUGACGUAGAAACAUUUCACGUUCAGGCUGUUCUUGUGGUUACUGUCAACAACAGCCCACUUCCAACAUUGGUUUCUUAUGGCAGCAACUGCAAGUCGGGAGAUGAGUGUGAAACAUAUUUUGCCCGGUGUUUGGACGGGAAGUGUGCAUGCAAAGAAACAAAAUACCACAAUUCUAUUGACGACUCAUGUCUAAUAGGCAAAACAAUUGACGAAUUUUCAUGUGAAGAAAAUACCAUUGAAGUUAGUCUUGACAAUAUAAUCAAUAUUGAUUGUUCACUUGAAGGCAUUGGUACAAUUAACGAGAUAAACAUAUCAAAGGAUGGCAAGUUGUAUAACUCAACACUUGUUGGGCACUCAACAUUUACCGGAAUUCUUGGUCAAAUAAACGUCCAAGUCGAUGCAACGGCAAAGACGGCUUCAUUUGGUAUUGCAAACGUUUCAUGUGAAAAUGAAGGCUCGUAUCUUGUGAAAAUAGACAGUUUGUCGGAAGAAAUUAUUGUAAAAGUUUUAUCUCAACCUAAGCAGCCAGAAAUAUCUGUCCCUGUUUCAUCUUACGUAAAUCAGGAGAUGAUUGUCCAGUGCAUGGGUUAUGUAGGACGAACGCCACAUGGAGCAGCCACCAGACUUCAGUUGCAAUCACAUGCUGCGGACGAGAAUGAAUUCAUUGUUUACGGAGUAGUACCUACAAACCAGUCGAAGGAGUGUUCUGAAACAACCUGUGAAUGCUACGAAACACUGUUGUUUUUAAUCUUUCCGACGUUGCCAAUGAACAAAACUGUUCUUAGAUGUGCUUCACUAGCUAGCGAUGGAUCAUUGAUGGUUUCCUCUGAAGCAAAAGCCCUGAGCCUAGUCCCAAGAGAUAUUUACUUCACCGGGGAAGAUGUGACAGCAGCCAUUGGAAGCAGUAUCAAUUUGGAAUGUGUUCUUUUAAACGGACAAGGUGCAAAUGGCGCAAUCGUUUAUUUUAAUCAUAACAACAGUGUCGUAUAUACUGAACUAUGCGUCGUAUCGCAAUCGGGUGUUGGAAAUUGUACCGUGGAUAAAAUUUGGGCUUAUGCAGAUAAUAUAGAUUCCAGUGUGAAAGUUAAUAUCAUAAUUGAAAAUAUUACCUGCUCCGAUGUUGGUAGAUACAUUUGCAAAUCGAUAGUCACUGCGACUAGUGCGGCAUCGAUUAAUCUGGGCGCAUUUGGUUAGCCUUUUUUUGUAUUAUGUAGAUUUAUAUACACGAUUGUGUUUUGUAGCAACUACAACAUUUUGAUAACCUAGUGAUUAAA
This is a messenger RNA of Mya arenaria, 2080 nucleotides long. RefSeq lists its product as uncharacterized. The transcript has 12 exons. The record is from RefSeq and is a predicted model, not a curated record. Bases 282 to 2000 code for a protein of 572 amino acids. NCBI's taxonomy places the organism in Eukaryota, Metazoa, Mollusca, Bivalvia, Myida, Myidae.